AUGCUCUGGUCCUCCAUCACAGGGACUCAACCAGGUGUGCUACUUCCGCAGCAAGAUGCUACAAAUGAUCCCAAUGCAUCACAAGAUGGCUUGCUUUCGCUCGGCCCAAGAAAGCGCAAGCAGGGUGAUUCAUUUAAGAGUGAUCUUCCUCAAUGGAUUUCACCCAAUGACCUUCCCAAUACUAUAUGUUACAGGGGUAUCGAGCUCUUUUACCUCAGAAACCCAGAUGAUGGUCGAGACGUUCUCUGUGCCAUCAUUGAAUUUUGUAAUCUUAAGGGCCGGCCAGAGGGUGCUGAUAGGACAAAGUUCUUCAUGCAUGGAGAUUAUCAAUUGGCAUACUGUCCAAUUGCUCAAAUUGUGUCACUAGCCUUCUGGGAUGACGCUUUCAAAAAUGAGCUGACCCCAGAGUUGAUCUGGUGGAUUAAGGUUCCGAGGCGUAUCAGAGCUCUUCUGCUUCAGUGGAAAAAGGAUAAGUUGAACCUUCCCCUACUUUGA
This is a messenger RNA of Aspergillus chevalieri, 495 nucleotides long. RefSeq lists its product as uncharacterized. NCBI's taxonomy places the organism in Eukaryota, Fungi, Ascomycota, Eurotiomycetes, Eurotiales, Aspergillaceae. The coding region runs from base 1 to 495 and encodes 164 amino acids. The record is from RefSeq and is a predicted model, not a curated record. The transcript is spliced from 2 exons.